AUGCAUUGUGUCUGUCCCCGCCUUAUGAUAUUUGCCGAGGUGAAGAAACUCUGUCAUCUCCACAAUGUCCCUUUUCAUUGGUAUCUCACCAAUCAAUUCUGUAUUGCCUACGAUGUGUACCUCAAAAUCCAACAAUGCAUCAACACCCGCAUCGCUUCUGCCCUGGGCCGCAAUACUCCGCACUGGCAGAUGAGGAACUCCUGUCCAGCCUGCUAUUGCUGUUGCGACGGCAAGACACCAUUGCGGUUCAGCAUCCUCUGUGCUCUCGAUGGCAACAACUUGCUCAAGUUAGUUGAUCAGACUUUCCGAUGUGGAUGUACACAACCAGAUCCCAGGGACGCGCGCUCCAACAUAUGGAUAACUGAAGAAGAAGUCAACAAAUUCAAGAAUUCCGUUGAGGAUGCCCGCUGA
Molecule: messenger RNA, 411 nt
Organism: Coniophora puteana RWD-64-598 SS2
Lineage: Eukaryota; Fungi; Basidiomycota; Agaricomycetes; Boletales; Coniophoraceae
Exons: 2
Coding region: 1-411 (136 amino acids)
Source: RefSeq, a predicted model, not a curated record